GUCCGGAGCGGGGCGGGCCGAGACCGGGCCGGCCCCGCACGGCACCGGCAGAGCGCGGCGGGCUCGGGGCGGUGCGGAGCUGCUCGGCUGCGUUUCGCCCCCUUCGGCUGGGUUCCGUUCGGUUCGGCGCGGAUUGGAUCGGAUCUAAGCGGAUCGGGUCGGACUAGAGCUCGGCACAGCCCGCGGAGCCCGGAUCGCGGCGGGGAUGGCGGUGCCGGAGCCGGACGCGCGGCUGGCGCAGGAGAAGGAGGAGGAGAGCGAGGAGGAGAGCGAGGUGCUGGAGGAGAGUCCCUGCGGCCGCUGGCAGAAGCGCCGCGAGCAGGUGGGAGCCGUGGAACGCCGGGAUGGGGACACCGGGAGAGGGGAUGGGGACGGCGCCGCCGGGCCCUGCGGGGCCCCGGGCUGUGGGGGGCACUGCGAGGGCCGCGGCCGGAGGGCGAUGCGGGGAGCGGAGCCUGCGGGGAGCGAGUCCCCGGGGGCAAUGGAGGCGCGGGGAGCCGGCCUCGGUCAUGCCCGGCCCGCCGUGUCCGGGUGCGGGGAGCCGAGCCCGCCGUGUCCGGGUGCGGGGAGCCGAGCCCGCCGUGUCCGGGUGCGGAGAGCCGAGCCCGCCGUGUCCUCGGUGCGGGGAGCCGAGCCCGCCGUGUCCGGGUGCGGGGAGCCGAGCCCGCCGUGUCCGGGUGCGGGGAGCCGAGCCCGCCGUGUCCCGGUGCGGGGAGCCGAGCCCGCCGUGUCUCGGUGCGGGGAGCCGAGCCCGCCGUGUCCGGGUGCGGGGAGCCGAGCCCGCCGUGUCUCGGUGCGGGGAGCCGAGCCCGCCGUGUCUCGGUGCGGGGAGCCGAGCCCGCCGUGUCUCGGUGCGGGGAGCCGAGCCCGCCGUGUCUCGGUGCGGGGAGCCGAGCCCGCCGUGUCCGGGCUGCGGGCUGUGCCGUUGCGGAGAGUGUCACGGUGCCCAGGUGUGCGGGGAGCCGGUGUCGCCGUGCCCAGGUGUGCGGGGAGCCGGUGUCGCCCUGCCCAGGUGUGCGGGGAGCCGAUCUCGCCGUGCCCAGGUGCGCGGGGAGCCGGUGUCGCCGUGCCCAGGUGUGCGGGGAGCCGGUGUCGCCGUGCCCAGGUGUGCGGGGAGCCGGUGUCGCCGUGCCCAGGUGUGCGGGGAGCCGGUGUCGCCGUGCCCAGGUGUGCGGGGAGCCGAUCUCGCCCUGCCCAGGUGUGCGGGGAGCCGAUCUCGCCGUGCCCAGGUGUGCGGGGAGCCGGUGUCGCCGUGCCCAGGUGUGCGGGGAGCCGGUGUCGCCGUGCCCAGGUGUGCCGCUGCUGGUACGGGUGCAGGCUGCAAGAGGUCACCGUGCCCCGCUCCGGGGUGUCUGGGGCAGGAGUCGGGCUCACCGUGUCCCGGUGCCGGGUACCGAGGCCGGGCUCGCUGUGUGAGGCCCCGGGAGCUGGGCUGGCCGUGCCCCGGUGUGGGAAGGAGAGCCGGGCCCGUCCCGCGGCUCCGGGGCGGAGGCAGCUGCUGCUCCUCUGGAAAUCCCGUGCAGAAGCCGUGCUGGUGUUCCAGAUCUCCAGACUCUAUCCGGAGCAGGCAGAUGGCACAGCCGUGGACAUCUUCUCCUUCGGGAUGUGCGCGCUGGAGAUGGCCGUGCUGGAGAUCCAGACCAACGGGGACACGCGGGUGUCGGAGGAGGCGAUCGCGCGGGCCCGGCACUCCCUGGACGACCCCAACAUGAGGGAGUUCAUCCUGUCCUGCCUGACCCUGAACCCCGAGAGGCGCCCCAGUGCCAACAGCCUCCUGUUCCACCGCGUGCUCUUCGAGGUGCACUCGCUGAAACUGCUGGCAGCCCACUGCUUCAUCAACCACCAGUACCUGAUGCCCGAGAACGUGGUGGAGGAGAAGAUCAAGGAGCUGGACCUGAACAUGGUGAUGGCCGAGAUCCGCAGGGAGGGCCGGCCCGGGGUGCAGUGGAGGUACUCCGAGGUUUCCUUCCUGGAGCUGGACAAGUUCUUGGAGGACGUCAGGAACGGGAUUUACCCCCUGAUGAACUUCGCCGCCCCCCGGCCGCACGCGCUGCCCCGCGCGCUGUCCCAGCCCCAGGAGGACCCCCAGAAAGCCAAGACCCCCACCCCGGAGCCCUUCGACGUGGAGACCAGGAAGGUGGUGCAGAUGCAGUGCAACAUGGAGCUGAACGAGGACAAGAGCCAGUGGCACCUGACGCUCCUGCUGAUCCUGGAGGACAAACUGCACCGCCAGCUCAGCUACGACCUGCUGCCCACUGACAACUCCAAGGACCUGGCCACAGAGCUGGUGCACUACGGAUUCAUCCACGAGGACGACUGCGAGAAGCUGGCAGCGUUCCUGGAGAGCGCCUUCCUCAAGCACCGCUCCCAGCCCCUGUGAGCCCGGCCCGGGGGGAUCCCGAGGGCGCCCCCGCCCCACCCGGCUCCGCAGGACCCCCCCGUGCCCUCGGGGGGCCCAGCCCCGCUCUGGGCAGGCAGCAGCUGGCAGAGGACUCGGCCGAGCCCGGCAGCUCCGUCCCAGGACGUGCCCUGGUCCUGCUCCGAGGGGGCUGUGGGGAGGGGGCUGCACCCCCCGGCAGCCCCUUCCCAGGGGUGGGUGGGAGCUGCUGCAGGAGCCCCCGGGCGGAUCCGUUCCCUCUGGGAAAUCAGCCCCUCUCCUGCAGGUCCCCAGCUGAUUUCUCCCUCUUUGCCAUCGGGGGUGCUCCUUGCUGAGGGGAGGAGCAGGCUGCGAGAGCCCCGCGGAGCGUCCCACCGGCCACAUUCCGCCCCCAGCCCCGAAAUCCUCCGGGUCUGAGGUCCCCAGCGUGCUGCCUGUGCCCAGAGCCCUCCCGUGAGCUGGGACCGUGGGAGCUGCACCUGGCUCCAGGAGGAAUCCCCGACCCACCACAGGAAUCUCACUGAUGCUCCUCAGAAUCCUCGUCACGUUCCCCCUGCAGCCUUCCAGAAUCUCUGGGCACCCUCAGGAGAGAGCCCUGGUGCCUGCUCCUGCCUGGCCUGGAGAUGGGGCACGGCCGCUGGCACCACCCCAGGGCUGCCCUUUGCCAGGGGCACACGGGGAGAGAGCUGCAAACAGGAAUUGUCCCUGUGCAAGAGCCGUGUGGGGCUGCUCCUGGCAAAGAUGGCUCUGAAAUCUUUGGGAAAGAUGGCUCUGAAAUCCUGCUCCAAGGAAAGAUGGCUCUGAAAUCCUUGGGAGAGAUGGCUCUGAAAUCCUAGGGAAAGAUGGCUCUGAAAUCCUUGGGAGAGCUGGCUCUGAAAUCCUUGGGAGAGCUGGCUCUGAAAUCCUUGGGAAAGCUGGCUCUGAAAUCCUUGGGAAAGCUGGCUCUGAAAUCCUAGGGAGAGCUGGCUCUGAAAUCCUUGGGAGAGCUGGCUCUGAAAUCCUGCUCCAGGGAAAGAUGGCUCUGAAAUCUUUGGGAAAGAUGGCUCUGAAAUCCUGCUCCUGGGAGAGCUGGCUCUGAAAUGCUGCUCUGUGCUGGUGCUGCUCCUGCUGUGCCAGGGAAAACCACCUCUGGCAUCCUGCUCUGUGCUGCUCCUGCUGUGCCAUAGGAAACUGGCUCUGGCACCCUGGGCUGCACUGCUCUGUGCCAGGGUUUGUGCCAGUGCUGCUCCUGCUGCUCCUGCCAGGGAAAUCUGCCCCUGGCAUCCUGCUCUGUGCUGGUGCUGCUCCUGCUCUGCCAGAGCAAUCUGGCUCUGGCAUCCUGUGUUGUGCCAGUGCUCUGUGCUGCUGGCAUCCUGUGCUGUGCCAGGGAAAUCUGCCCUUGGCACCCUGCUCUGCUCUGUGCUGGUGCUGCUCCUCCCUCUGUGCUGGGGGAAUCAGCUCUGGUUCUGUCCUGGUGGUCUGCACCACGUUGGUGUUCUGUGCUGGUGCUGCUGCUGCUGUGCCAGGGAAAACUGGCUCUGGCACCCUGCUCUGUGCUGGUGCUGCUCCUGCUCUGCCAGGGAAAUCUGCCCCUGGCACCCUGGUCUGCGCUGCUCUGUGCUGUGCCAGUGCUGCUGCUCCUGCUGUGCCACGGAAAGCUGGCUCUGAAAUCCUGCUCUGCUCUGAGCUGCUGCUGCUGCUGUGCCAGGGAGAUCUGCCCCUGGCACCCUGCUCUGUGCUGGUGCUGCUGCUGCUGUGCCAGGGAGAUCGGCCCCUGGCACCCUGCUCUGUGCUGGUGCUGCUCCUGCUCUGCCAGAGCAAUCUGCCUCUGGCAUCCUGUGUUGUGCCAGUGCUCUGUGCUGCUGCUGCUGUGCCAGGGAGAUCUGCCCCUGGCACCCUGCUCUGAGCUGGUGCUGCUGCUGCUGUGCCAGGGCGAUCUGCCCCUGGCACCCUGCUCUGAGCUGCUGCUGCUGCUGUGCCAGGGAGAUCUGCCCCUGGCACCCUGCUCUGAGCUGGUGCUGCUGCUGCUGUGCCAGGGCGAUCUGCCCCUGGCACCCUGCUCUGAGCUGCUGCUGCCCUGUGCCGUGGGAAGCUGCCUGUGGCCUCCUGCUCCGUGCUGUGUUCCGCUCCCUGCAGGAGCUCCGUGUGCCGCCGCCUGCCCUGCGCUGCUCCUGCUCCAGCUGCAUCCCACCGGGAUUUCAUCCACGCUCAGCCAGCGCGGGCUGCACUCCCGGCUCGGGCUGCACUCCCAGCAGUGCUGCACUCCCAGCAGUGCUGCAUCCCCAGCAGUGCUGCAUUCCCUGCAGUGCUGCAUUCCCUGGAGUGCUGCAUUCCCGGCUCGGGCUGCAGCCCCAGCAGUGCUGCAUUCCCUGCAGUGCUGCACUCCCGGCUCGGGCUGCACUCCCAGCAGUGCUGCAUCCCCAGCAGUGCUGCACUCCCAGCAGUGCUGCAUUCCCAGCCGUGCUGCAUUCCUGGCUCGGGCUGCAGCCCCAGCAGUGCUGCACUCCCGGCUCGGGCUGCACUCCCAGCAGUGCUGCACUCCCGGCUCGGGCUGCAUUCCUGGCUCAGGCUGCAGCCCCAGCAGUGCUGCACCCCCAGCAGUGCUGCAUCCCCAGCAGUGCUGCACUCCCAGCAGUGCUGCAUUCCCGGCUCGGGCUGCAUCCCCAGCAGUGCUGCACCCCCAGCAGUGCUGCACUCCCAGCAGUGCUGCAUUCCCAGCCCUGCUCCAUCCCAGCAGUGCUGCAUUCCCAGCCCUGCUCCAUCCCCAGCCCGGCUCCAUCCCCAGCAGUGCCAAUGUUCCACCUGACAAAUCAAUAAAGCCCAUUCCCACUGGA
Molecule: messenger RNA, 5190 nt
Organism: Serinus canaria (Common canary)
Lineage: Eukaryota; Metazoa; Chordata; Aves; Passeriformes; Fringillidae
Gene: NRBP2
Product: nuclear receptor binding protein 2
Exons: 12
Coding region: 206-2380 (724 amino acids)
Biological process (GO): endoplasmic reticulum to Golgi vesicle-mediated transport; intracellular signal transduction; protein phosphorylation
Cellular component (GO): endomembrane system; cytoplasm
Molecular function (GO): protein serine/threonine kinase activity
Source: RefSeq, a predicted model, not a curated record